Molecule: messenger RNA, 939 nt
Organism: Pelodiscus sinensis (Chinese soft-shelled turtle)
Lineage: Eukaryota; Metazoa; Chordata; Testudines; Trionychidae
Product: olfactory receptor 5AR1-like
Biological process (GO): G protein-coupled receptor signaling pathway
Cellular component (GO): membrane
Molecular function (GO): olfactory receptor activity; G protein-coupled receptor activity
Source: RefSeq, a predicted model, not a curated record
AUGGAAGAGGGAAAUCACUCGGUGGUGACUGAGUUCAUUUUCUCAGGACUGACAGACCAUCCAGAGUUGCAAGUCCCCCUGUUUGGGGUGUUCCUACUGAUUUAUGUUACCACUCUGGUGGGAAAUGGGGGGAUGAUCUUCUUAAUCAGGACUGAUCCCCGACUCCACACGCCCAUGUACUUUUUCCUCAGUAAUUUGUCUUUCUGUGAUUUCUGUUAUUCCUCGAUAAUUUCCCCGAAGAUGCUGCUGAAUUUCUUAGCAGAGAGGAAGAGCAUUUCUCAUGCUGCUUGUGCUGUGCAAAUGUAUUUCUUCAUCUCUUUUUCAGAUUUUGAAUUUCUCUUGCUGGCUGUGAUGGCAUAUGACCGUUAUGCAGCCAUCUGUAACCCACUGCUCUAUAGCGUCACUAUGUCUCGGCAGCGCUGUAAUCAGUUGGUGGCUGGCGUCUAUGCUCUUGGGUUGGUGGAUUCAAUGAUACUCACAUGUUGUACAUUCCAGCUGUCAUUCUGCCGCUCCAACAUCAUCAAUCAUUUCUACUGCGACAUGCCCCCACUACUGGUGCUUUCCUGCUCGGAUACCCGCAUCAGUGAGAAUGCGAUGUUUGCGUCCAUGUGCUACAUUGAAGUGACCAGCAUUGUGACUAUCCUACUUUCUUAUGUCUAUAUCAUCUCCACCAUUGUGAAGAUCCCUUCUGCUGAGGGACGGCACAAAGCCUUCUCCACCUGCACUUUCCAUUUGGCUGCAGUGGGUGUAUUUUAUGGCACUAUACUUUUCAUGUAUUUCCGACCCACCAUCAGUUAUUCCAUGGACAAUGACAAAAUAACCUCAGUGUUUUACACGCUGGUGAUCCCCUUGUUGAACCCCCUCAUCUACAGCCUGAGGAACACGGAGGUGAAGGAUGCCCUGAGGAAAGCCGUGAAUAGACUCAUAAAUAAUCAUUGA